Molecule: messenger RNA, 519 nt
Organism: Sugiyamaella lignohabitans
Lineage: Eukaryota; Fungi; Ascomycota; Dipodascomycetes; Dipodascales; Trichomonascaceae
Gene: NCE102
Product: Nce102p
Exons: 1
Coding region: 1-519 (172 amino acids)
Biological process (GO): protein localization to plasma membrane; eisosome assembly
Cellular component (GO): eisosome; plasma membrane
Source: RefSeq, a predicted model, not a curated record
AUGGCUGCUUUCAUCGACCCCAUUCUCCGUGGUUCUCUUUUCGUGUACUUGGCCAUCUUGCUUGGUUUGAUUGGUUCGCUUAUUGCUGAUCAAAGCCACGUCAACCCUCAAGUCAAUUUCGGUAUUUUCGCUACUGUAUUUGGUCUUGUAUUUGGUGUGUUCUACGGCCUGGGAGCUGCCUUUGUCGAGUUCUUGGCUUUCCCCAUUGUCAUUGCCAUCUUUGACUUCCUCAACUUUGUGUUCCUUUUCGCAGCUGCCACUGCUAUUGCCACUGCUCUCAGAGUCCACUCUUGUAACAACAAGUCGUAUGUCGACCACAACACUGUGGCCCAGGGUUCUUCUGGCAGAUGUCGUCGUGCUCAAGCCUCUGUUGCUUUCUUGUACUUCUCUGCUUUCACCAUCUUGGGUCUUUUCAUCUACUCGACCAUCAGUGUGUUCAGCCAGGGUGCUUUCAGCCUCCCUACUAGCCGUCGUUCGGCCGCUCCUCGUACUGGUAUCCCUACCAUGUCUCAGGUUUAA